This is a messenger RNA of Betta splendens (Siamese fighting fish), 1344 nucleotides long. RefSeq names its product glutathione S-transferase kappa 1-like. Lineage: Eukaryota; Metazoa; Chordata; Actinopteri; Anabantiformes; Osphronemidae. The record is from RefSeq and is a predicted model, not a curated record. Bases 187 to 873 code for a protein of 228 amino acids. Gene Ontology annotation, cellular component: peroxisome; mitochondrion. Gene Ontology annotation, molecular function: glutathione peroxidase activity; glutathione transferase activity. Gene Ontology annotation, biological process: glutathione metabolic process. The transcript has 7 exons.
ACUAUAAAGUGCUGGUUGUCUAUUAAUUCCCCACAGGUUUUAUUCAACAUCAAACACAGUGAUGUAUGAACCAGAAAGCAGCCACAUCUAAAGUACGUAGAGCAGUGUGACUGGCUGAAGGUACGAGCUCACACAUCUUCACCCUCCUAACUUGACAGAGCUGCUGCUGAUCCUGCAGACACAAAGAUGACAUCGAGGAAAGUGGUUGAGUUGUUCUAUGAUGUGGUUUCUCCGUACACCUGGCUUGGAUUUGAGGUGAUGUGCCGCUACAGAACCGUGUGGAACAUAGACCUCAAGCUGCGUCCUGCUUUUCUGUCUGGCGUCAUGCAGGGAUCAGGCAACAAGCCCCCUGCUGUGGUUCCAAACAAAUUUAAAUACAUGAUCCACGAUCUGAGCCACUUGAAAGAAUAUUUUGAUGUUUCUUUGAAUUUUCCAUCUGACCCUUUCCAUGUCAUGUUUGAGAAAGGAUCCUUGUCUGCGAUGCGAUUUAUAACAGCAGUGCAAGAGAGUGAGAAGGGUGGAGACAAGUAUGUGGAGCAGGUGUCGCGAGAGCUGUGGAGAAGGAUCUGGAGCGAAGACAAAGACAUUACUGAGCCCGCAUCACUGUGCGAGGCAGCGCUAAAGGCAGGACUGUCUGACAGCGAGAUCAAGGAAAUACUGGAGCUGUCCAAGUCAAAGGAGGUCAAAGACAAGCUGAAGAGCAAUACACAGGCUGCACUUGAUUACGGAGCGUUUGGCUUUCCCCUGCUGGUGUGUCAUGUAAAUGGAAAACAAGAGAGUUUUUUUGGGUCUGACAGAUUUGAGCUCAUGGCUCACUGCAUUGGUGAGAAGUGGCUCGGACCCCAACCUGAGAAAUCAGCUGCAAAGCUGUAGGAUGGAAGUCGUCUGUCUCAGAUGAGCCUCAGUGUCACUGCCUAGUACUUCAUGUGCUGCCACCACAGAAGCAUUAACUUAGUGAACUUGAUACAACAAUACUAGAAUGUCCUCUGGUGAACCAAGAUCACAUUGUUCCUCAUGUUGAAUGAAACAUUACUCAGUCCACUAAAUAUUAGGUCAUUUGUGGCUGCAGGAACAGGUUCAAUUCAGGUUUAAAUGUCUUUGAAAGGCCUUAUUUAAAACAUUAUAGCAAAGUUUGUAAUGCAUUGCUUAAAAAGUACAUAGUUUUAAAUAGUUUUUGGUUUUCUUGUAAUUCCACCAACAGGUUUUAUUCAACAUCAAACAUGUGGGAACAGUUUGUGUUUUUUGAUGAGACUCUAUAAAAAUGUAAAAACCACAAUAAGUUCCUAUUUACUGUGCAUGAAGUACUAGAUAAAAACAUUAUAUAAAGAAGCUGGAGAAAAAAUG